Rhinopithecus roxellana (golden snub-nosed monkey) is the source of this 5150-nucleotide messenger RNA. It is a transcript of the gene NOS1, whose product is annotated as nitric oxide synthase 1. Bases 139 to 4545 code for a protein of 1468 amino acids. Gene Ontology annotation, biological process: nitric oxide biosynthetic process. NCBI's taxonomy places the organism in Eukaryota, Metazoa, Chordata, Mammalia, Primates, Cercopithecidae. The record is from RefSeq and is a predicted model, not a curated record. Gene Ontology annotation, molecular function: FMN binding; nitric-oxide synthase activity; calmodulin binding. The transcript has 29 exons.
GGGCUGAAGCCUUGUCAGCACCUGUCACCCCGGCUCCUGCUCUCGGCAUAGCCUGAAGCCUGGCUCCUCCUGGUGAAAUCAUCUUGGCCUGAUAGCAUCGUGAGGUCUUCAGACAGGACCCCUUGGAAGCUGGCUACCAUGGAGGAUCACAUGUUCGGUGUUCAGCAAAUCCAGCCCAAUGUCAUUUCUGUUCGUCUUUUCAAGCGCAAAGUUGGGGGCCUGGGAUUCCUGGUGAAGGAGCGGGUCAGUAAGCCACCCGUGAUCAUCUCCGACCUGAUUCGUGGGGGCGCCGCGGAGCAGAGUGGCCUCAUCCAGGCUGGAGACAUCAUUCUUGCGGUCAACGGCCGGCCCUUGGUGGACCUGAGCUAUGACAGCGCCCUGGAGGUACUCAGAGGCAUUGCCUCCGAGACCCACGUGGUCCUCAUUCUGAGGGGCCCUGAAGGCUUCACCACGCACCUGGAGACCACCUUUACAGGUGAUGGGACCCCCAAAACCAUCCGGGUGACACAGCCCCUGGGUCCCCCAACCAAAGCUGUGGAUCUGUCCCACCAGCCAUCGGCCGGCAAAGAACAACCCCUGGCAGUGGAUGGGGCCUCGGGUCCUGGGAAUGGGCCUCAGCAUGCCCAAGACGAUGGGCAGGAGGCUGGCUCGCUCCCCCAUGCCAACGGCCUGGCCCCCAGGCCCCCAGGCCAGGACCCUGCAAAGAAAGCAGCCAGAGUCGGCCUCCAAGGCAGAGGGGAGAACAAUGAACUGCUCAAGGAGAUAGAGCCUGUGCUGAACCUUCUCACCAGUGGGAGCAGAGGGGUCAAGGGAGGGGCACCUGCCAAGACAGAGAUGAAAGAUAUGGGAAUCCAGGUGGACAGAGAUUUGGACGGCAAAUCACACAAACCUCUGCCCCUCGGUGUGGAGAACGACCGAGUCUUCAAUGACCUAUGGGGGAAGGGCAAUGUGCCUGUCGUCCUCAACAACCCAUAUUCAGAGAAGGAGCAGCCCCCUGCCUCAGGAAAACAGUCCCCCACAAAGAAUGGCAGCCCCUCCAAGUGUCCACGCUUCCUCAAAGUCAAGAACUGGGAGACUGACGUGGUUCUCACUGACACCCUCCACCUUAACAGCACAUUGGAAACGGGAUGCACUGAGUACAUCUGCAUGGGCUCCAUCAUGCUUCCUUCUCAGCAUCUACGGAGGCCUGAAGAUGUCCGCACAAAAGAACAGCUCUUCCCUCUCGCCAAAGAGUUUAUUGAUCAAUACUAUUCUUCAAUUAAAAGAUUUGGCUCCAAAGCCCACAUGGAAAGGCUGGAAGAGGUGAACAAAGAGAUCGAAACCACUAGCACCUACCAACUCAAGGACACAGAGCUCAUCUACGGGGCCAAGCAUGCCUGGCGGAAUGCCUCGCGCUGUGUGGGCAGGAUCCAGUGGUCCAAGCUGCAGGUAUUCGAUGCUCGCGACUGCACCACAGCCCACGGGAUGUUCAACUACAUCUGCAACCACGUCAAGUAUGCCACCAAUAAAGGGAACCUCAGGUCUGCCAUCACCAUAUUCCCCCAGAGGACAGAUGGCAAGCACGACUUCCGAGUCUGGAACUCCCAGCUCAUCCGCUACGCUGGCUACAAGCAGCCCGACGGCUCCACCCUGGGGGACCCGGCCAACGUGCAGUUCACAGAGAUUUGCAUACAGCAGGGCUGGAAACCCCCGAGAGGCCGCUUCGAUGUCCUGCCGCUCCUGCUUCAGGCCAACGGCAAUGACCCUGAGCUCUUCCAGAUUCCUCCAGAGCUGGUGUUGGAAGUUCCCAUCAGGCACCCCAAGUUUGAGUGGUUCAAGGACCUGGGGCUGAAGUGGUACGGCCUCCCUGCCGUGUCCAACAUGCUCCUGGAGAUUGGCGGCCUGGAGUUCAGCGCCUGUCCCUUCAGUGGCUGGUACAUGGGCACAGAGAUUGGUGUCCGCGACUACUGUGACAACUCCCGCUACAAUAUCCUGGAGGAAGUGGCCAAGAAGAUGAACUUAGACAUGAGGAAGACGUCCUCCCUGUGGAAGGACCAGGCGCUGGUGGAGAUCAAUAUCGCGGUUCUCUAUAGCUUCCAGAGUGACAAAGUGACCAUUGUUGACCAUCACUCCGCCACCGAGUCCUUCAUUAAGCACAUGGAGAAUGAGUACCGCUGCCGGGGAGGCUGCCCUGCCGACUGGGUGUGGAUUGUGCCCCCCAUGUCCGGAAGCAUCACCCCUGUGUUCCACCAGGAGAUGCUCAACUACCGGCUCACCCCCUCCUUCGAAUACCAGCCUGAUCCCUGGAACACCCACGUCUGGAAAGGCACCAACGGGACCCCCACAAAGCGGCGAGCCAUUGGCUUCAAGAAGCUGGCAGAAGCUGUCAAGUUCUCGGCCAAGCUAAUGGGGCAGGCUAUGGCCAAGAGGGUCAAAGCAACCAUCCUCUAUGCCACGGAGACAGGCAAAUCACAAGCUUAUGCCAAGACCUUGUGUGAGAUCUUCAAACACGCCUUUGAUGCCAAGGUGAUGUCCAUGGAAGAAUAUGACAUCGUGCACCUGGAACAUGAAACUCUGGUCCUCGUGGUUACCAGCACCUUUGGCAACGGAGAUCCCCCUGAGAAUGGGGAGAAAUUUGGCUGUGCUUUGAUGGAAAUGAGGCACCCCAACUCUGUGCAGGAAGAAAGGAAGUACCCGGAACCCUUGCGUUUCUUUCCCCGUAAAGGGCCUCCCCUCCCCCAUGGUGACACAGAAGUCCACGGUCUGGCUGCAGCCCGUGACAGCCAGCACAGGAGCUACAAGGUCCGAUUCAAUAGCGUCUCCUCCUACUCUGACUCCCAAAAAUCAUCAGGCGAUGGGCCCGACCUCAGACACAACUUUGAGAGUGCUGGACCCCUGGCCAAUGUGAGGUUCUCAGUGUUUGGUCUUGGCUCACGAGCGUACCCUCACUUUUGCGCCUUCGGACAUGCUGUGGACACUCUCCUGGAAGAACUGGGAGGGGAGAGGAUCCUGAAGAUGAGGGAAGGGGAUGAGCUCUGUGGGCAGGAAGAGGCUUUCAGGACCUGGGCCAAGAAGGUCUUCAAGGCAGCCUGUGAUGUCUUCUGUGUGGGAGAUGAUGUCAACAUUGAAAAGGCGAACAAUUCCCUCAUCAGCAAUGACCGCAGCUGGAAGAGAAACAAGUUCCGCCUCACCUAUGUGGCCGAAGCUCCAGAACUCACGCAAGGUCUAUCCAAUGUCCACAAAAAGCGAGUCUCAGCUGCCCGACUCCUUAGCCGUCAAAACCUCCAGAGCCCUAAAUCCAGUCGGUCAACUAUCUUCGUGCGUCUCCACACCAACGGGAGUCAGGAGCUGCAGUACCAGCCUGGGGACCACCUGGGUGUCUUCCCUGGCAACCACGAGGACCUCGUGAAUGCCCUGAUCGAGCGGCUGGAGGACGCACCCCCUGUCAACCAGAUGGUGAAAGUGGAGCUGCUGGAGGAGCGGAACACGGCUUUAGGUGUCAUCAGUAACUGGACAGACGAGCACCGCCUCCCACCCUGCACCAUCUUCCAGGCCUUCAAGUACUACCUGGACAUCACCACGCCACCAACGCCCCUGCAGCUGCAGCAGUUUGCCUCCCUAGCCACCAACGAGAAGGAGAAGCAGCGUCUGCUGGUCCUCAGCAAGGGUUUGCAGGAGUACGAGGAAUGGAAAUGGGGCAAGAACCCCACCAUCGUGGAGGUGCUGGAGGAGUUCCCAUCCAUCCAGAUGCCGGCCACCUUGCUCCUGACCCAGCUGUCCCUGCUGCAGCCCCGCUACUAUUCCAUCAGCUCCUCCCCAGACAUGUACCCUGAUGAAGUGCACCUCACUGUGGCCAUCGUUUCCUACCGCACUCGAGAUGGAGAAGGACCAAUUCACCACGGCGUGUGCUCCUCCUGGCUCAACCGGAUACAGGCUGACGAAGUGGUCCCCUGUUUCGUGAGAGGAGCACCCAGCUUCCACCUGCCCCGGAACCCCCAAGUCCCUUGCAUCCUUGUUGGACCGGGCACCGGCAUUGCGCCUUUCCGAAGCUUCUGGCAACAGCGGCAAUUUGAUAUCCAACACAAAGGAAUGAACCCCUGCCCCAUGGUCCUGGUCUUCGGGUGCCGGCAAUCCAAGAUAGAUCAUAUCUACAGGGAAGAGACCCUGCAGGCCAAGAACAAGGGGGUCUUCAGAGAGCUGUACACGGCUUACUCCCGGGAGCCAGACAAACCAAAGAAGUACGUGCAGGACAUCCUGCAGGAGCAGCUGGCGGAGUCUGUGUACCGAGCCCUGAAGGAGCAAGGGGGCCACAUUUACGUCUGUGGGGACGUCACCAUGGCCGCUGAUGUCCUCAAAGCCAUCCAGCGCAUCAUGACCCAGCAGGGGAAGCUCUCGGCAGAGGACGCCGGCGUGUUCAUCAGUCGGAUGAGGGAUGACAACCGGUACCACGAGGAUAUUUUCGGAGUCACCCUGCGAACGUAUGAAGUGACCAACCGCCUUAGAUCUGAGUCCAUUGCCUUCAUUGAAGAGAGCAAAAGAGACACCGAUGAGGUUUUCAGCUCCUAACUGGACCCUCUUGCCCAGCCGGCUGCAAGUUUUGUAAGCGUGGACAGACACUGCUGAACCUUUCCUCUGGGACCCUGCGUGGCCCUCGCUCUGCCUCCUGUCCUUGUCGCUGUGCCCUGGUUUCCCUCCUCGGGGUUCUCGCCCCUCAGUUGUUUCCUCGGCCCUCCUGGGUUUCCUCCUUGAGUUUUCCUGCUCCGAUGCAAUGCUUUUCUAAUCUGCAGUGGCUCUUACAAAACUCUGUUCCCGCCCCCUCUCUUGCUGACAAGGGCAGCUCACGGGUGCAUGAAACCACUGGAACAUGGCCGUCGCUGUGGGGGGUUUUUUCUCUGGGGUUCCCCUGGAAAGGCUGCAGGAACUAGGCACAAGCUCUCUGAGCCAGUCCCUCAGCCGCUGAAGUCCCCUUCUUUUUUAUGAUGACACUUUGGUCGUGCGUGUGUAUAUGCGUGUGUGAUGGGCCGGGUCUCUGUCCAUCCCCUUCCCUGCACAAGUAUGUCGAUCUUAGAUCGCCACUGCUUUCACUGAAGACCCUCGAUGCCAAGAAACAUGUCCCUGGCCCAUAUUAAUCCCACGCGUGUCCAUAAUCAAGGGUCCACGCCCGACCAGGC